AUGGCCAAGGCUGACGCAUCCGACGCCGGUUCCUUUUCCGGCGCCAUGUUCACCUCCGACCGCCUCAACGAGCUUCACAUCAAAGACCACGUACCCGUCAUCCUCGACCUCGACUCGCCGUCCUACAACACAUGGCGCACCUACUUCGCGCUGAUGUUCCGCUCUUACCGUCUCAUCGAGCAUGUUGACGGGAGCGUCGACUUCCGCGACAUGAAGGACGACGACGAGUGGCUUGCUGUGGACGCCUGCAUCGUCAAGUGGCUCUUCCUCACCAUCUCCGGCGGCCUCUUCAACAAGGUGAACGCCCGCGAUUCAUCCGCGUAUGCUAUGUGGACGCGCCUUUGUCAUCUCUUCCUCGACAAUCAACUCCAGCACCGCGUUUUUCUUCAAGGGGAGUUCUUCACUAUGCAGCAAAACGAUCUUUCGAUCGAUGAGUACUGCACGCGGCUGAAGGUCCUCGCCGAUGAACUGCACAACGUCGGCAUGACCAUCGACGACUCCGUCCUCCUCACCAACCUCCUCCGCGGCCUCCACCCCGACCUUGGCCAGUCCGCCGCCAACCUCUCCCUCGUCACGCCGACGUACGCGAAGGCGGUCACUUAUCUCAGCAGGCGACCCACGCCGCCCUCCAUGUCGGUCUCGCCGCUGGCCACGGUGCUCCGCCAACUCCGCCAUCACCACGCGUGCCUCCUCCGACCCCGCCACCCGCGCCCACGCCCGCCGGUGGACGCAAGCAGAAGGGCCGCGGGGGUCGCGGCCGCAACACCAACACAGCGCCGCGCCCUCCUGCGGCAACCGCGGCCGCCCCUCCUCCGUCGUGGCUCUCGGGGUAUAAUCCCUGGACGGGGGUUGUGCAUGCUUACUCCAUGCCGAUUCCCCGCCCCCCCCCCCGCUCCAAGCAUCCUCGGGCCGCGGCCGUCUUCUCAUCAGGCGUUGCUGACCGCGCCGGCUCCCGCGGCAUACGGCAACGUCGCGGCCUACAGUGGCCCCUCGGCCUACGGUGGUCACCCAGGCUACGGCGCAUAUGGCGGCGCCCCUCCGGUCUACGACCCGGCGCUCCUCUCCGCCCUUCAUGCUGCACCCUCGCCAAGCACCUACAACGGAGGCGGCGAUUGGAGGCGUCUUGGCCGGGCCUUCUCCUGCUUCGCCCGCACCCACGUUGGAGGCGGCCUUGCCCGCCCCCGCGUCGCCUGCGGCCUCGCCUGCCGCCUCGUCCGUCUCGGCCGCGGCGUCAUCUUCGCCACCCGCGGCCUCGCCCGCGGUCCUGUUGCCGUCACCCGCGGUUGUCCCCACGGACUCCUCUUCGCCACCCGCGGCCUCGCCCGCGGUCCUGUUGCCGUCACCCGCGGUUGUCCCCACGGACUCCUCUUCGCCACCCGCGGCCUCGCCCGCGGUCUUGACGCCGCCGUCUGCGGUCUCGAUUGA
Molecule: messenger RNA, 1425 nt
Organism: Aegilops tauschii subsp. strangulata
Lineage: Eukaryota; Viridiplantae; Streptophyta; Magnoliopsida; Poales; Poaceae
Source: RefSeq, a predicted model, not a curated record